GGAAAGAGUGGUCGGCCAGAUCACGAGGGAGGCGCAUUCUAAUCCGGCUUCAUUACUGGAUGAUGCCGACGAGGCAACAAACGCAAGGGUCACGGGGGCGCUCAGCCUCGAGAGUUUCGCCCUGUGAGGGAGAAAGCCUACAGCUUCACAGACCAAUCCCCAAGUUCCUAAUGCCUCUUUGGCUUCGAUGACGAUGAUAGUCUCGAUUCGCAGACUGGAAUUUGACCCCCACGCAGACGAAUGUUAUGGAUAAUUAAUGGGGGUCAAUCCUUCCGAGUCGUGAAGAGUUCAAACCCAAAAUCCAUCACUUGGAAGUAUUUCUCUGUUGACAGUAACACAGUUUGCAUUACUCUAGUCUUUUAAAAAUAUCAUCAUUUAACACCUACCAAUGGCCCUUUUGAUGCUUUACUAUAGCAUGCAUUUUACUCGGGGAGAAGAGACCAUCAAUUACUAAUGGCGAAACUCAUUCCCAAGCUCGGUUCAAUCAAAGAGCCCAACCAGGAUCCCAUAGAUCCAGCCUGGCAGCUCAUAAGGCAGAGGACAAAUUUAUCCUCUCGAUCACGUCUCUCUCUUACGCGAAUCCUGACAAGGCAUCCCACCACUCUCGUCCCGCCAAAGGAUCUGAAGGGCCCAUUCGGAUUGAACACAUUGUUUCGACCUCUGCAACCUGCGGUCGCAGACCUUAUAUUUGUCCACGGGCUGGGAGGUGGAUCCAGAAGUACGUGGACCAAGUCAGAAGACCCUUCUCUCUACUGGCCAAAAGAAUGGCUAUCUCAUGAUCCCGACUUCAUUGAUGUUCGCAUACACGCCUUCGGCUACAAUUCAAAUUGGCAAAAGGAAAGCACGCUAAACAUCCAUGAUUUCGCGAAGUCCCUCCUCGGUUCUAUUCAAGACUGCCCUCAGAUUCCCCGGAGAUCAAAUACACCAUUGAUCUUCGUCGGGCAUAGCAUGGGAGGUUUGGUGAUCAAGAAAGCUUUCAUCCUCGCAAACCAACUUCAUGAAUAUGAAUCUGUUGCUCGCCGAGUUCGCUCGAUCUUCUUCCUCGCCACUCCACAUCGAGGAGCGGAUUUGGCCACCACUCUUUCGAAGCUACUUGCUGUCUCUUCUGGAGCCAGACCAUUUGUGCAAGACUUGCACCCCAAGUCGCUGGCCACGCAAACGAUCAACGAUGAGUUUCCACGGUAUUGCCAGCAAUUGCAGCUGUUCUCCUUCUACGAGACACUUCCGAUGUACUAUGGUGCUGGAAGAGGUAUAAUCGUAGAGAAGGACCUAGCUGUCUUGGGAUACGCCAACGAACGGAAUGAAUUACUGAAUGCCAAUCAUCGCAAUGUAUGCAGGUAUGCUGAUCCAACAGAUCCCAAUUACUCAACCAUUCGCAACGCUCUGGCGUCGAUGAUUGCAAACUUUCGAGAUCUCGAUUCCAAUCCUCAACAAUUCAGCCAUGAUGACGAACAUCGUGAACAACAAAGGCUUCUCAGUCAUCUUCUUGGCGUCCCCGAGACAUUAGCAGAUGAUUUCAUGACUUUCGACUCUCAAAGAAUUGGAGAGUCUUGCAAGUGGCUGAUUGAAAAGGAGACUUUCACUGCGUGGCGAAACUCAAACACUUCACAGCUAUACUGGAUCAGCGCAAAACCGGCUGCUGGAAAGUCUGUGUUGUCGGGCUAUGUGGUGAAACACUUGAAGGAUUCUGCCCUUGACUGCAUGUUCUAUUUCUUUGCGGACAAUGACAAUCUCCAGUCAAGUACCAGCCUGUUCUUGAGGUCAAUGGCAUCGCAGAUGGCGUCAGCACAUCCACAAAUUCUUCAGACUGUGGUUCAGAUUUGCACCAGAGAAGAUCAAGUCUGUCAGAUGGAUGCGCGGACUAUAUGGAAUAAAUUAUUUCUUGAGGGCAUUCUCAAAGUGGAGCUUGAACGACGGCAAUAUUGGGUACUUGAUGCUUUGGAUCAAUGCCAAGGCGACAGUGACUUGAUUCCAUUUCUGCUGAAAAUCAUCGACAUGGCCAACAUCAACAUACUUGUUACUUCAAGAAACGGCUUCGAGACUUCGAGCCCCUUCGAGAUUUGCAGGGCCAACGUCAUCACAGAAGAAAUCUUGCCAGAGGAUACUGAAUUUGACAUCUCGUUAUAUUUAGAGGCGAACAUGAAAAAUGUUCUCCGUUUUGACGAGGAAGCACGGCGGAGGACUGCUGGUACGAUACUCAAGAAAGCUGCUGGUUGCUUUCUAUGGGCGAAAUUGAUUCUGAAAGAGCUCCAAAAGGUCCACAUGUCCACUGAGGUCAGACAAUUCCUCGAAGAACUUCCGUGUGGUAUAGAUGGACUAUAUUUACACUUACUGGAUUCCAUGACUCGCGCCAAGUAUGGCAAGCCUCUUGCAAAAGCUAUUCUCACUUGGGCUGUCUGCUGCGUGCGGCCGCUAAGAACGGAUGAGCUUUAUAUUGCCCUUCAGAUGGAUGUCAAGGAUACAAUAGGCAGCGUCGAGGAUAUCGUUGCAACCUGUGGCCACUUCCUCUCUAUCGACAAGCAGUCCCGCGUUCAGAUGAUACAUCCAACAGCGCGAGACUUUUUUCUGAGGUCAAAUAUCACUUCCGAAUUCGCGAUUGACAAGAAAUUAGGGCAUAAGAAACUCGCUAUGACUUGCUUGCAAUACCUCAGUGGUGAUGAGAUGCAACCUCCGCGACACCAAAGACUGAGCAUGUUAGUUGAAGUUCCAAAGCGUAGUUCAUUCGUCGCUUAUGCCUGCAAUUGCCUACACGAACAUAUCAAUCAUGCAUCAUCCACGGCUGAUGACCUGCUGCUGGAGUUGGCAAACUUUCUGUCGUCUUCCAACGUUCUAUCUUGGAUCGAGUAUCUUGCCCAGAACUCCGAUCUGAACAGAGUGGUCCAAACUGGGAAAGCCCUCAAGAACUUCCUUCAAAGGCGUCGAAAACAUAUGUUUACCUUCGGUCCGGAGGUUAGUAUCAUAGACUCAUGGGGUACGGAUCUAAUUCGCCUGGUGGGGAAAUUUGGCAAGACCCUUUUGAGUUUCCCAUCGUCCAUCUUUCACGCCAUCCCUCCUUUUUGCCCCGUUGAAUCCGCACCCUAUCAGCAAUUUGGAUCCCAGCCCCACGGAAUCUCGGUUAUUGGGCAGUCAAAUACAACGUGGGAUGAAUGUCUUUCAACAAUCUUCCAUCGGCAGCAGCAGCUGUCUGCCCUCACAUGCUCCGGGGAAUAUUUUGCCGUCGGAGCCUCCUGUGGCAGUAUCACCAUUUAUAACAAUACGGACUGCCAAGAGAUCCAAGCCCUAGAACAUGGGGAAUAUAUCACAGUCUUAAGAUUUAGUCAAGGAGGCCAGAAAUUAGCCUCAGCCGGAGCGGUUUUCAUCAAGAUCUGGGACGUCUCAAACUGGAAGCAAUUAUGGACAUUCGACAUUCAGGCACAGUGUAUGUUUCUCGUCUUCAUGGAUAAUGACAGAAUAUUACUUGGUGCACUAAAGAACAACGAACUGAAGAAUUGGAAUAUCGAUAUUGGAAUCCCGAGGAAUUCAGGAAAUUGGACACCAAACCUCGAGGGACCGCGUGUUCAUGGAUUUCGCCGCCCAACAGCUGCAGCAUUCUGCAUGAACGACAAGCUGCUUGCAAUUGUGUACAGAGGCCAAGACCUGUUGCUCCGGGACUUGGAAAAAGACGCUUUCUACGACACAUUUGCAAGAAAAGCACCAGAUGGGCGUCCGCUCGUGAACACUACAAUCAAUGCUCUUGCAUUCAGCUGUGCACCUGACACUCACUUGCUCGCUGUAUCUUACUGGGACGGCGACUUAAUUCUUCUUGACACAUCAGACAUGUCAGUCAAGGAGACAACCAUGGGAAGUGCUUAUAUCCUCGUGUCAUCUCCUGACGGACGGACGCUGGCAACAGCUGGAAACCAAGGAGAUGUUCAGCUCUUCGACUUCGAAUCCCUAAAGCUCUUGUAUAGGAUUAGCUUGGAUGGUUAUUACAUCAAGGCUUUAGCUUUCAGUGCCGACAGUCGUCGCCUUCUCGAUAUCAGAGGUUCUCAGUGCCAAAUUUGGGACCCUAUGGCUUUGGCUAGACAAGAUAUAGAUGACGGAAGCAGUGACACGGUUUCCGUCUCUACAGCCCCGCAGAAGAUUAGAGAGAUGGGCCCCAGUGACAUUGUUUUGAUCACGGCAUUGGCUUACCACGAUAAUGGGGACAUAUUCUUCUGUGGCAAGGAAGAUGGCUCUGUAUGGUUGUAUGACAGUAACACCGGCCAAGACGUUGAGAAGCUUUAUGGUCUUCCUGGGGGUGUGCCAAUUAUGUCGCUCCAUUACAAUAAGACAUACCUCAGUAGCACCGACUCCUCUAGUCGUGUGACAACGCACAAGUUACUUCGGUCGCAUAUCGGAUGGGGAAUUGGCAGAACGCUUCUCGAUCAUCGAGCUGGUGAAGCCGUACGGCAAGUCUUGAGUAACAACGACCACAGUCGAUUCCUCGUUUCUACCACAUCCGCCGACUCCGUUUGGUCCGGAACGACAUCAGGCAAAUUCGAACUCUUGGACUCGAUUUCACGGAAAGACGCACCGAAUCGAAGGUGGGCCAAUCAUCCGACGAAUGCGGACUUAUUGAUCCUCGUCACCGACAAUUUCGUACAUUUGUACGAUUGGGUUUCCUUGACCGAAGUCACCGCGAAUAAGGGAAUUCCACUACACGGAGCGAAUCCAGGACUGAGGAUCCAUACCGUCAUGCCCUGCUUCAACAACUCGAUGAUUGCUGCAGCCUUCUCGGACUCCGCUACGAACCGCCCAAGGCCGCAUGUCCUCCUUUUCCACCUUGCUGAUUUGAGUGUCUCAACCAAAAAGGUACUAGAAGGUGUCAAAUACGAGUAUCUUGCGGAUAGGGCUGAGUUCCUCAUUGGGACACACGGAAAUAGACUUGUUUUCCUUGACAGCGCGGGAUGGGUCUGCUCUGUUGCAUCAGUCAAAGCAGGAACUACCGAGACAACGGACGGCAACCUCAUGCGCCAUUUUUUGCUGCCCUCGGACUGGCUGAGCAAUAACAACGAGUUGUUGAUCGAAGUCACCAAACAAGGAGACGUUAUCAUUGUGAAGAGAGAUGAGGUUGCCGUCGUCAAGAGGGGACUAAGCAACAUUGAGUAAGGCCCUUGGCAGUCCCUGACGAGGCAUCCAUCAUUGCAGGAAGCAGGAAGUCCGUCCCUCUUGAUUUAUAUAUUAUUUUUGUUUGCCAUAUAUCUGCAUUUAGCAAUGGCAAUUGUCGGGUCGGUGGUCUGCAUUUGAAUGGAGCGUUCUUGUGAGUUCGGCGUUUGGGGCCUCUUAGGAAUUGGGACAUAGAAGUUCCAGUCGGCGAAAUUUCAAAGACUCGUUUGAAAAUGAAUGACUUAUGAGAGAGAACAGUGUGCACAAGUCAUUACGUUCUUGAAGUACCGCGCACGAUAGGGCUUCCCCCGGAGGCGCCAACGAGGUGAGGAUCGAAAUCAGGC
Hyaloscypha bicolor E is the source of this 5471-nucleotide messenger RNA. RefSeq lists its product as uncharacterized. Lineage: Eukaryota; Fungi; Ascomycota; Leotiomycetes; Helotiales; Hyaloscyphaceae. The transcript has 3 exons. The coding region runs from base 454 to 5130 and encodes 1558 amino acids. Gene Ontology annotation, molecular function: hydrolase activity, acting on ester bonds; protein binding. The record is from RefSeq and is a predicted model, not a curated record.